Messenger RNA from Ostreobium quekettii, 1071 nucleotides. NCBI's taxonomy places the organism in Eukaryota, Viridiplantae, Chlorophyta, Ulvophyceae, Bryopsidales, Ostreobiaceae. The record is from the annotation of a GenBank genome assembly.
AUGGCGGCCCCUGCGGUGGCCAAUCAGCGAAGCCCGGCACUGACCCUGGUGUCAGUGCUGGCGUUGACGGCUGCCGCCCAGUGCUUGGACAUCUCCGACGCCGGCACAGCGGAGGUGACCAGCAUGCUGGAGCUGCGCGACGCCCUCUACACGCCGGCCGCCACGCGCAUCGCCAUCAAAAACAACAUCACCGUCACGGCGGUCCAGUGGGGUUGGGUCAUACCCAGCAUAGAGAGGCAGGUCACGGUGACGACUCACGAGGAUGCACCCUGGCCCACCAUCCUGAACACCAAGUCGGAAACGCAGCUGGGACUCGUGCUCCCUGGCGGGGAGCUCAUCUUCGACAACGUGAUGUUCGACGAAACUCACCCGCAGAGAAACUUGGCCGGAAAUCCCGCGUUCUUUCCCUUGUUCACAGGUCAUCCCGGGAGCAAAAUCACCUUCAGGAACUGCAGCCUGCUCCAGUCUUCAUACGCGUGCGACCAGCUCAGCAUACCAAACCUGAUGGCGGCACGAACCCCGUCCCAAGCGGCGAGAGACGCGAACAGCGAACUUAAGUACAACGCCAGCUUGGGGCUCGACGGAGAUUAUUUCACAGUGCACGAGGCUGCCAGGCCCAAGGAGUAUAAACUGUACAGCGAACUGGACUCUCUUACGGAGGGAUGGGUAUACCACUACGAUACGCUCUUCAUCUGCGAGCUCUGGGGACUCAUAUCCGCAAGGCGGCUUGGAUUGUCGGAAGACGUUGAAAUAGUCAAGAAAAGUUACGAGGUCGCCACCAUCUACGAAGUUCUGAAUGUGAUAACAAGAGACGAUCCCACGGGCGGAUCGUACUCCUUGCAAACCGCUGCAAGGCAGCUAGAAUCGGAUCUGCAGACUGUCGAGGCUUAUGUUCUCCUGAACGGAAAUAUCGAGUUGAAGGCCGACAACUGGCCGCCUGAAGUCGAUGUCAUCCACCGUCUGUUCCAGCUCAACGGCAGCACAAAUGGAGAAAGCGGUCUCUCCCGCAAGAAGAUUGUUUUCGAUGACAGCACUUCAGGGAAGCUCGUGGACGGGCAUCCCCGAGAAUAA